CUCCCGAGUGUGGCACGGGUUCUGCAAGGAAGGAUGCUGUGGGUAACCCUGCUAAGCACAAUAGCUUUAGGGUGGACUACGCCGAUCCCCUUGCUAGACGAGUCUGAGGAAAUAGACGAGCCUUGCUUUGACCCUUGUUACUGUGAAGUCAAGGAGGGCAUUUUUCAUGUGCACUGCGACAGCAAAGGAUUUACAAAUGUCAGCCAGAUUUCCCAGUCAUGGACAAGGCCAUUUAAACUCAAUUUACAGAGGAACUCCAUGCGCAAGCUGUAUUUUAAUAGCUUUUUGCACCUCAACAAUGCUGUGUCACUCAAUCUGGGGAACAAUGCACUGCAGGACAUUCAUGCUGGUGCAUUCAAUCGGCUGAGCAUUUUGAAAAAGCUCUUUCUACAUGAGAACAAGCUGGAGGUGUUCAGAAAUGACACUUUUCUUGGACUUGAGAGCCUUGAAUACCUUCAGGCAGAUUACAAUGUCAUCAAGAAAAUAGAAAGUGGUGCUUUUCGAAACCUGCACAAACUCAGAGUGCUUAUUUUGAAUGACAAUUUGAUACCCAUGCUCCCCAAUUUCUUAUUCAGGUCUGUAUCAUUAACUCAUCUUGAUUUGCGUGGCAAUCGGUUAAAGGCUCUUCCAUAUAAGGGGACACUGGAGUAUGUGGGUCGUAGUCUGAUGGAGAUUCAGCUUGAAGAAAAUCCAUGGAACUGUGUGUGUGAGAUUGUACAGCUCAAAACAUGGCUGGAGAGAAUACCAUACACAGCUCUGGUGGGUGAUAUCACUUGUGAGUAUCCAUUUCACUUUCAUGGAAAGGAUCUCCGUGAGAUCAAAAGGAGUGAGCUAUGCCCCCUGCUUUCUGAAACUGAGAUAGACGUAAAACUUGGCAUCCCAAGGCUGCCUUUCAGUAAUGAGAACAUGUGGCCCACCAAGCCCUCAUCCAUGUUGUCAUCUUUCCAUAACACUGCCUCAUCGGUGGAGUACAGAGAGAGACAUAUUAAGCCAACAAAACGACCCAGAUCCACAAAAACACCACCAACUCCACGAAGCCUUUAUCCUGGUCCAAACCAACCUCCUGUACCUGGCUAUCAAACAAGACCACCUAUUCCAAUCAUCUGCCCAACAGGAUGUACGUGUAAUCUACACAUCAAUGACUUGGGACUCACUGUAAAUUGCAAAGAGAAAGGUUUUCACAACAUCUCUGAGCUUUUGCCACGGCCUUUGAAUGCCAAAAAACUCUAUCUGAGUGGGAACUUGAUUCAGAAAAUAUACAGGUCAGAUUUUUGGAAUUUCUCCAGUCUGGAUUUACUCCAUUUGGGUAACAAUCGGAUAUCAUAUGUUCAAGAAGGUGCCUUCAUCAACCUGCCCAAUUUGAAAAGUUUAUACUUAAAUGGUAAUGAUAUUGAAAGGUUGACACCAGGUAUGUUCCGUGGUUUGCAGAUGCUCAGCUACCUUUAUUUAGAGUACAAUGUUAUUCGAGAGAUUCAACCAGCUGCUUUCAGCCUGAUGGCAAAUCUACAGUUGGUUUUUUUGAAUGACAACUUGCUGCGCACGCUUCCCACUGAUGCUUUUGCUGGCACCUCCCUGUCUAGGCUGAAUCUACGCAACAACUAUUUCCUGCAUCUGCCUGUUAGUGGAGUGCUGGAGGACCUUGACUCCAUUGUACAGAUUGACCUGCACCAGAACCCAUGGGAAUGCUCAUGUGACAUUGUUCCACUCAAGCAGUGGAUUGAGAAACUGAGCUCUGUCAUUGUCGUUGGGGAAGUAAUUUGCAAGACUCCGGAGUUUGCUUUGGGAAAGGACCUUCGCACCCUGGAACUUGAGUUUAUCUGCCCAGAACUGAAGUUUUCCGCUGCUUCUCCUGGACUUGUUGAUGAUUUCACUUCCACCAGUGACUCUGGAUUAGGAUAUGCCCCUUCCACAGGAGCCAUACCACUUUCAGUUCUCAUCCUCAGUCUCUUGAUCUUAUUCAUCUCUGCUGUGUUUGUUGCUGCUGGCCUGUUUGCUUUUGUACUAAGAAGAAGGAAGAAACUCCCAUUCAAGAAGCGUCAGGAAGUGGUGGAUCUGACUGGAAUCCAGAUGCAGUGCCGGAUAUUUGAGGAACAACAAACCUCACCUGAGAAACCUGCCUCCAGCCAUGUUUAUGAUUACAUCCCCCACCCUGUUACUCAAAUGUGCAACAAUCCCAUUUACAAACCACGUGAAGGUGAAAUAGAUGGAGAACGGUUUUCAGAUACAAAAGAAAACAGCAGUAAUUAUCGAACUCUGUUAGAGAAAGAGAAGGAGUGGACUAUGGCUGUGUCAAAUUCUCAACUUAACACCAUUGUCACAGUCAAUCAGUCUGGAGAUGGGACUGGAUUUCAUGAGAAUGGCGUGCUUUGCCCCACAUUGAUUGACAGCCACAGACCAACUCCAACCGUAGGGUUUGUAGACUGUCUUUAUGGUACCAUUCCAAAAUUAAAGGACAUGCAUGUUGCACAUGCGCAUCCUCCAGGAAUGCAAUACCCCGACUUGCAGCAAGAUGCCAGAUUAAAAGAAACUCUACUUUUGACUGGGGGAAAGAGAUUUCCAGAGCAAAAUGAAUACCUCGAGUUAAGGGCCAAACUCCAAACCAAGCCAGAUUACCUCGAAGUCUUGGAGAAAUCAUAUAGAUUCUGA
Molecule: messenger RNA, 2646 nt
Organism: Neoarius graeffei (lesser salmon catfish)
Lineage: Eukaryota; Metazoa; Chordata; Actinopteri; Siluriformes; Ariidae
Gene: slitrk3a
Product: SLIT and NTRK-like family, member 3a
Exons: 2
Coding region: 34-2646 (870 amino acids)
Biological process (GO): axonogenesis; positive regulation of synapse assembly; regulation of presynapse assembly
Cellular component (GO): GABA-ergic synapse; postsynaptic density membrane
Molecular function (GO): protein binding
Source: RefSeq, a predicted model, not a curated record